Molecule: messenger RNA, 1100 nt
Organism: Oldenlandia corymbosa var. corymbosa
Lineage: Eukaryota; Viridiplantae; Streptophyta; Magnoliopsida; Gentianales; Rubiaceae
Source: the annotation of a GenBank genome assembly
CUGAACCAAUCAGAAGAGGAAACCCCCAACUAAUUCAUCCGCACCUCUUUUGCCUGUGGUCUAUAUAAAUACUCCCAAAUCAAACCCCUCUCUCUGUUUUUAUUCCAUACCGAAAUACACAUUCACGGAUCAAAAAAAGACCCCAUCUUUAAUUUCCUCUCCGGUACACUCAUCAGAUCAAAAAGAUCCCUCCUUUCUCCGGCGAUCCAGAAUGAAUACUGACAGUGGCAAGAGCCUUGCCGACUACCCGGACGAACCAGCAAUGAAAGCUGAUCUUCAGUUCCCAGUUCAUAUGUUCUGUAGUUUACUGGUGGGCGGCGAAUACAGCGAAAAAGUUAGUCGCCCGGCUCCCGUCUUCCUCUCCGCCGUUCUCCAAUACAUCGCGGCUGAGGUUAUGGAAGUUGCUGGAAACAUAGCCAAGGCCGACAACAAGACUACUAUUAUGCCAAGUCACAUCAAGCGUGCCAUUAGGAGCGAUGAGGGUUUGAACAAGCUUUUGGGUGAGCUUUAUGAGCCUGCUUCUAGGAACCACAAUGCAGAGUGGUUGGGCAAGCUUUUUGCGGCGGCUGUUACUAUUGAUGACGAUGACAGCAUGUGUAUGUCAGAGUAACAACGAGGGAAAGGCGUCGUCGGCUCAGCAUCUUAACCCUAGUUCUUAGAGGUUUCCCUCUCAGUAUAAUGGAAGGCCUUUCUUUGAAUUUCCAAAGUAAAUUAUGGGGGUGUAUUUCUCCCCUUUAGUUAUUUAUGCCCUCUGUUUUUGUAUCGUGGGAAUUCUAGACUUCAUACCAUAGUCCAUGCUGGAAUUAUGGACUCAUCAUUGUAUUCAUUUGGCUGCUUUCAGUGAGGAUUUGCUUCAUCAGAGCUUCGUGAUGCCACAAGAAAAGAAGCUCAGGGUGGCUAAAGACAAACUCAUGUAAUUAUGUAGAUGGUCUCAACUUCUAUGCAUGGGCCAUCUUUUGAGACAAUGAGACUUGUCCCUUCAAAUGUGUGUAUAUAACUUUUUCUAUUCAGUACUUCUGUUUGGUAGUGUUCAUACUUCAUAGUGACAAGAUCGUGAUCGAAUUUGUGAAUUCUGCCUUUUUUUUUAAUUUAUUUUAUGC